UUUAACCCGACGUAAAAAUCACUUAUCCAUCUAUCUCCAGGGUUUCCCCUCUUUCUCUCUCGCUCUGCUCUUUACGGAUCUUCAUAGAUCUUCAAAUCAUCGCUCGGAUUCAAGUAUUACGAUUCAGAUCUGAACAGUAGAUCGCCGGAAAAUCAUUGCCGGUAUCGCCGCUGCUGACGUCACACCAUCACCGAUCGAACUUCCUCAGAUAAUAUCUGGUACUAUAACUACCUAAUGGAGCCAUCGACUGAAUACGUGGCGUUUGAAGAGAAGGUGAAGAAGACGAUUUACAUCGACAACUUAUCCCCUCAGGUCACGAAAGCCGUUAUAGAAAAUGCAAUCAAUCAGUUUGGGAAUGUGAAAGACGUUCAGUUCAUUCCCACGUAUUUCGCGUCUUGCGGUGUUUGUGCUGCGCUGGUGGAGAUGGAAUCAGCCAAACAGGCUGAAGAAAUCAUCUGUGAGAUGGGUGAUUCUCCUCUUAUGAUAUCCGGAAUGCCCAGGCCCGUGAGAGCCCAAAAAGCCCGAGUUGAAAUGUUUGAGGACCGGCCCAAGAAGCAUCAGAGAACUAUUGUGUGCCGUUGGAUGGAUCCAAGUCAGCAAAACUUUGAGCUGGCGAAGAAGAUUAAGGAUCUGACGAAGAAACAUGCUGCUGAGGCUCAAUAUAUAAUGAAGCUACAACUUGAAGAAGAAGAGAAGCUGCAUAAACAGCAAAGCGAGACCCUGAAAACAAACUACAAGAAGUAUGAGCUGAUUGAUGGUGCGCAAGCAGAUGGAAAUGUGCAGCGUUUGAAAGCUGAAUAUGGGUUGACACUCAACGACUACUGAUCUGAUGCUUCUAAUUUUCAUGGCGAUAAAGAUACCUUACCCUCUUCAAUGGGGUGCACCAACAUUUGAAGCAGGGCAUGCUUUUGGAAUGAUGGCUGCGGUUCUGGUCUCCCUUGUUGAGGUGAAUAUUCAAUAAAAUGGGCCCCGCAAAAUUAAUUAAAUGAAUUCAACACCAUGUUCUUUUCAUCCCCAACGGUGGCAUUGAUGGUGUUGUCGUUUCUUGACAACGCGCUAGAGUUGAAAGACAGUGCUAAAGACCGAGGGAUGCCAUGGUGGGCCAAGUUUAGAACGUUUAAAGGCGAUAGUCAAAACGAGGAGUUUUACACCCUCCCGUUCAAUCUCGACAGGUUCUUUCCACCAUCAUGAGUUUAAAGAUUAAGUGUAGUUUUGUCAUUUUGCAAGAUUGAGAUUGUGCUGAUCACAAUCCCUUUUGGUUGGGAAGAGAGGGUGGGCAGCUAAGCUAAGAGUUAGUUUAUGUUGUAUUAUUUUCAUGAGAUCAUGAGAUAGCAUGGUGUUCUAAGUUUCUUGUAAAUUUUUCGCCUCAAGUUUUGUUAGUUUAUUUUGUUAAUGAGA
Messenger RNA from Helianthus annuus (common sunflower), 1398 nucleotides. RefSeq lists its product as uncharacterized. The transcript is spliced from 5 exons. The coding region runs from base 235 to 825 and encodes 196 amino acids. Gene Ontology annotation, molecular function: RNA binding. NCBI's taxonomy places the organism in Eukaryota, Viridiplantae, Streptophyta, Magnoliopsida, Asterales, Asteraceae. The record is from RefSeq and is a predicted model, not a curated record.